AUGAAUGCCGCAAACAGUGGGGUCGUAACGCCGGAGGAAUAUCACACGGCCGAGUCGGACCCCCAGGAAGGGACCAUGAUGACCAUGAACAUGUCGACCAUGUACGCCACGGAACAGAGGACUCGCAUGUUGCACGACCGCAGUGACAGUGACGCGGCCAAGGGUCUACAACCAGGGGCCAUCGUGACAGCGACGGUGGUCAGGACUGCACUUGUUGGCGUCUCGCUCUACCAGUCCAAGGUGCUCAGGCAGUGCGCGUCCUUCUUAGCCCUGUUCCUCCUCGUUCUCCUCCUGUGGCUGCUCAUCUACGUGGCGACCUCGAAGUCGGGAAAGAAGACGUCUAUCCCCGCGACUACCGAGACGUCGAUCACCGACUUCGACACCACCAAAACCACGAACAAGGGCACGCCAGCCAACGAGACCGUGCUGCUGGAUGGCUUCGAGGCACUGUCUCUGUUAAGCGAGAUGACGGUGCCCAACCACGUGCUGGAUAUAGACUCGUUCCCCGAAUGA
This is a messenger RNA of Rhipicephalus sanguineus (brown dog tick), 513 nucleotides long. RefSeq lists its product as uncharacterized. Lineage: Eukaryota; Metazoa; Arthropoda; Arachnida; Ixodida; Ixodidae. The record is from RefSeq and is a predicted model, not a curated record. The transcript is spliced from 2 exons. Bases 1 to 513 code for a protein of 170 amino acids.